Molecule: messenger RNA, 1211 nt
Organism: Perkinsus marinus ATCC 50983
Lineage: Eukaryota; Perkinsozoa; Perkinsida; Perkinsidae
Exons: 3
Coding region: 1-915 (304 amino acids)
Biological process (GO): lipid metabolic process
Molecular function (GO): phosphoric diester hydrolase activity
Source: RefSeq, a predicted model, not a curated record
AUGUCUCUCUCACUAGUCUUCGUAUGCUUGCUGGGAUCGGUAACCUGUGCCUGUAUAGAUGAUAUACCUCUCAAUCAAUGGCCUAUGCUGAGAUCGCACAAUGCCGGCACUGGUUAUAUAUCGAGAGCUGUUCCUUUAUGGCAAGUUGCCAAGAAUCAGAAUGAAAACUUCACAGAACAGCUCAACUGCGGCGUUAGAGCGUUUGACCUUCGCCCUGCCUGCACCGAUGAUGGUAUAAUUAUGCGUCAUGGGAGUUUCAGGAUCUCAUAUAGACUCGAGGAUGCUAUGAGAGAAACCAUAACUUGGUCUAAUCGAAACCCUCAGGAGUUGGUGGUGGUCUCUAAUAGUCACUACUCUCCCAAUAACGCUGACUGUAGGAAUAAGGUCUGGGAGUUGAUGAACAAUCUCAAGCUCAUGCGAUCUGUCGGAUCUGAUGGUUCGUGCGAGCAGCUGAGAGGUAUGACUGUCGGCGAUGCUAAGCAACUGUCCAGAACGGGAGGAGGUGGUCAUGUCUUUAUUGUGGAAGGCGAGGGCAUGUGUUCUGAUGCCAACUGGGAUUCCAGUCUCACUUGCUAUCGUGCUGAUGGCAAUUGUCACCGUGGCUCACCCAGAAGUGAGCAGAUAACUCAGGAAUUGCUCACCUACAUCAGGGCGACGGCCUCUGCUGAGCCAAGGGCUGAUAGGCUAUUCACCAUCCAGGCCCACUGGCAGUAUAAUACUCAGUCUGUAUUAGAUAUGCUCGACGCUGGUUCAGAUAUCCUGAUGGAUACUCAGCUGAGUGACAUCAAUAACAUUGCUUCUGGUAUGAUCUUUGAUUUGGAAUAUAUCAAUUUCUUUCAAGUUGACAACGCCUGUCUAUACGGGCCUGUCAUGUUCUUUGCGUUGCGGUUGAAAGCCUUAGGCUUCGUGAACUGAUCGAUGAGUUUUGGGUAAACGGAUAAUUGCUCUCAUGGAUCGAUGAGCUCAGGGUCGAUCUAUCCACUUCGAAGGAAUAUUCACUCAAUAUCGUGAUGUAUUGUCGAAGAUUGCCCACGGGUACAAGGAGCCUAUAUGGAGUCUCUAAAAUGGAGACAAUACUUAUGUACAAAACGCGAUCGAUGUGCACGCAAGUACAUAUAUUUUCAAUGUAAAACUAUACAUGGAUAAUCUAAUAGUCAAUGAUGGUUUCGUAGAACUCUUACAUCUAAAUUGUUAAAUCGUCAUCAAAUGAU